Messenger RNA from Cutaneotrichosporon cavernicola, 1560 nucleotides. RefSeq lists its product as uncharacterized. The transcript is spliced from 2 exons. The record is from RefSeq and is a predicted model, not a curated record. Gene Ontology annotation, biological process: cardiolipin acyl-chain remodeling; lipid homeostasis; phosphatidic acid biosynthetic process. Gene Ontology annotation, cellular component: mitochondrial inner membrane; mitochondrion. The coding region runs from base 1 to 1560 and encodes 519 amino acids. Lineage: Eukaryota; Fungi; Basidiomycota; Tremellomycetes; Trichosporonales; Trichosporonaceae. Gene Ontology annotation, molecular function: lysophosphatidic acid acyltransferase activity; A2-type glycerophospholipase activity.
AUGGCGACCAUGACUUACGCCGAGCCCGUCCAGACUCACUCGGCUCCAGUGUCCACAAAAGUCUCACCAACACCCUCCAUCUCGGAACCGCCGGCGUCCCGCGCCAUCCCAGCCGACUUCCGUUCCUCCCUCGCGGCAUGGUGGGCUUCGAGCGGGUACCGAGACGCCCGCGUGGCCGAGGACCGCCUCCUCCGCCGCUUGGCGUACUAUCAACCCACGCCUCCCGAGCCCUCUCGCUCAUGGUUCUCGUGGGGCCACGCGGCCCCUGCAACCUCGGCCCCACAACACAUCCCAACUGACGGGCUCCUCGCUACACUGCGGACCGUGUUCAUUCCCACUCCCGAUCCAGCCCUCGCUCCACCAAGACCAGACAUGCUGAUGGACGAGAACUCGUCCAUCUCCACUUCUUCCAGCUCCAGCAAGACCAAGCACAAGCACAAGCACGCACGCGCACUCCACUGCAACCAUGCCGAGGGGUUGACCGACUACAUCAACACGCUCGAAUUCUCCUCUCCCGCUACCAAGGAUAGCAAAGAGGCUGUGGUGGUUGUACACGGUUACGCUGCUGCUCUGGGUUUCUUCUUCCGGAAUUGGGAUGCUGUUGCGCGCGCAGCCGACUCGACGGGACGCCGCACGUUCUUCCUCGACUGGCUUGGGAUGGGCCUCUCAUCCCGGCCCAACCCCUCCCUCCUCACCGCGCCAACCGGCUCACCACUUGAGGCUCGCGUUGCGCGCGCUGAACACUUCUUCCUUUCCUCCCUGGAAGCGUGGCGGGCAGCCGAGGGCAUCGAACGCAUGGUCCUCAUCGGCCACAGUCUCGGCGGAUAUCUCUCGAGUGCUUACGCCCUCAAGUAUCCCGAGCGCGUAUCUUCUCUCAUCCUCGUCUCGCCUGCCGGAAUCCCUCACGGCUCACUGGGAGACAAGGCCGUGCCUCCCCCAACGACCCAGCCCAAGCCUGUGACGGAGCGAGCGUCACUCGACGCCGCAGCCGACGCCGCCGAAUCGGAGAUGCAUGAUCCCGCAGCGUCCGAAGCUGAAGCAAAAGCCGCCGCCCACCCACAGCAGAGUGCGACGCGGCGCGGAAUGACAAAGCUGUUCCUCUGGGGAUGGGAGAAGGGUCUCUCCCCCUUCUCCAUUCUUCGGGGUAUGGGACCAUGGGGUCCACUCAUGGUCGGCAAGUAUUCUUCACGCCGGUUCGCAUCACAAAGCCCCGACGACGUGCGCGACCUCCACUCGUACAUCUACGGCACUUCUGUUAUGCGGGGCAGCGGCGAGUUCUGCAUCUCCCACCUCCUCGCGCCCGGUGCAUAUGCGCGCAUGCCGAUUGUUGACCGUAUCGCUCCCCUCAAGGUGCCCGUUACGUUCAUGUAUGGCGACAGCGACUGGAUGGACGUCGAGGGUGGUUGGGCGGCCAAGCAAGUCCUCGCCAAGGCUGGAAACAAGAACGUCGACGUACAUGUGGUCAAGAAUGCCGGUCACCACUUGUACCUCGACAACGCUGACGACUCGAACGCCAUCAUUGAGGCUGCCAUCCGUGCCGCUCCCAAGAUGGACUCUUAG